AUGGCCUUCCGUAUCCCCUUCGCUCAAUCUUUCUGGCAAGAAUACCUGUCCGGCCAGGAAGCCAACCUGCCUCGUCUUCCCGAAGUCGAGCAAGUCACCGAGACGGUGAUGCGCAUUCUCGGAGGUAAUCCCGGGCGCAUGCAGCUGCAAGGGACCAACACCUACCUCGUGGGGACGGGCAAAUUCCGAAUUCUCAUUGACACCGGCCAGGGUGAAGCAAGCUGGAUCGAAGCCCUCACGAAACAACUUGAAGCCAAUGGUCUAGAAAUUUCCCAUGUCUUGCUCACUCACUGGCACGGAGACCACACCGGGGGAGUCCCCGACCUCAUCACCUACAACCCCGAACUAUCCUCGCGGGUAUACAAAAACACCCCCGAUCUCGGCCAACAAGCCAUCCACGAUGGACAGAAGUUCCACGUAGAGGGCGCAACUAUCCGUGCUGUCUUCACCCCCGGCCACGCCUUUGAUCACAUGUGCUUCCUGCUGGAGGAAGAAAAUGCCCUCUUCACCGGGGACAACGUGCUGGGACACGGAUAUUCCGUUGUGGAAGAUCUGGGCACAUAUAUGACCAGUCUAACACGCAUGGCGGACCUCAACUGCGCACUUGGGUAUCCAGCUCAUGGGACGCGUAUCGAGGAUCUUCCUGCCAAGAUGAAGGAAUAUAUCCAGCAUAAGGAGUCAAGGAUGCGGCAGGUGCUGGCCGCCUUGGAGAGGAGUCGGGCGAGGAUGACGGCAACUGGGGGUGGGCGUCGUGCGGGUGCGCUGACAUUCCCGGAGCUUAUCAACUCUAUGUAUGGAGGGAUUCCGGAUGAUAUUGAGCAGGCUUUGACGCCGUUCUUGAGUCAGGUUUUGUGGAAAUUAGCGGAGGAUCGGAAGGUUGGGUUUGAGGGCGAGCCGAGUCAGAGACGCUGGUUUGCGGUUGGGCCGCCAGCUGCAACUGCAGUGAGGCUGUAG
Aspergillus welwitschiae is the source of this 954-nucleotide messenger RNA. RefSeq names its product beta-lactamase-like protein. The record is from RefSeq and is a predicted model, not a curated record. The coding region runs from base 1 to 954 and encodes 317 amino acids. NCBI's taxonomy places the organism in Eukaryota, Fungi, Ascomycota, Eurotiomycetes, Eurotiales, Aspergillaceae. The transcript is spliced from 2 exons. Gene Ontology annotation, biological process: secondary metabolite biosynthetic process.